This is a messenger RNA of Diceros bicornis minor, 2184 nucleotides long. RefSeq names its product transmembrane protein 139 (gene TMEM139). The transcript has 2 exons. The record is from RefSeq and is a predicted model, not a curated record. NCBI's taxonomy places the organism in Eukaryota, Metazoa, Chordata, Mammalia, Perissodactyla, Rhinocerotidae. The coding region runs from base 237 to 971 and encodes 244 amino acids.
GGAAGGCAGACAGCAGGGAAGAAGGAAAAAGAAAGGUAGCAGGGCCAUGACACUGUAAACUCGCACAGGGCUGGGAGUCAGAACUCCUAGGCUGGUUUCCUGGCUAUUCCACACACACUGAUACCCUGGGACAACAGUGUGAUCCUAGAGAGAAUCACAGAGCUGGAGGGAACCCUGCAGAUCAUUUAUUUUGGCCAUUUAUUUGAUUUGAGAUUGAAGAACCUGAAACUCAAAGUAUGUCUAAUAUGGUUACUUUGCAAUCUGACCCAGCCAUGAUGCCAAUUGCUAGUGUAGACACAACAGCUGUGUGUCUUUUUACAGGAAUCUGGGGAGGGGCCAUGGUGCCAAGCCAGUUGUGGGGGCGACUGAAGAACCUGCUUCUCUUCCUGUGCUGCGCCUCCCUCCUCCUGGGGCUGGUUUUGCUGGGCAUACGGCUGGACAUCGCCCCUGUUGCUUAUUUCUUUCUGACCUUGGGUGGCUUCUUCUUGUUUGCCUGCCUCCUGGUCUGUUUUUUGGAAUGUGGGUUCCAAUCAGUGCAGACCCAGAGCCCGGGGGCCUCAGGCAAUGCACGGGACAAUGAAGCCUUUGAAGUGCCAACCUAUUUAGAGUCCGUGGUGUUAGAAUCACACCCCCAAGAGUUGGAUCAACCACCCCCCUACAGCAGUGUUGUAAUCCCCCCAGGACUUGAGGAGGGACAGUCUAGCCAUCCAGAUGGGCCCAUGAGAGCCAGACUGGAAAGGCGAGUGGGCUCAGAGGGGUCCAUAAUCACAAGAAGCCCUGGAAGAGCUCCACUCAACCUUCGGCUUCGGGGAACACGAGUCGUGUCCACUGUUCCUGAUCUGCAGAGCUUGGGGACCCUACAGAAGCUCCCCAGAUUGGAGCCUCUUACUCCACCCCCUGCCUAUGAUGUCAGCUUUGGUCACCCUGAUGAUGAUAAUGUUUUCUAUGAAGACAACUGGACACCCCCCUAAAAGACUUUCCCAGGAUAUAUCAGCUCUCUGCACCAGACCCACUCAUUCAUUUGACCAAUAUUUCCCAGUGCCUGCCACGUGUCAGGAACUGUGUUUCCGCCUGGACAUCACAAAUGGGGACUUUAACCCAGAGGGGAGUCAGGCUAUGGUAAGUCCUUCCCAGUUGAGAUGUAGGUGGUACAAUUUGAGUCUUCAGGCAACAUUCAGUGACCUACUCCAUGUCCUCUAUUUCCAGAGUUAGAUUGAGGGUGAAAUGAAGAGGUGAUCCAGAGAACCUGGAGGAGGAAGAAAAGAAACAAUAUCUGAGAGACAGCCAUGUUGCUUCUGUUUUGGGUGCACUGCCUCUAUUAGAUCACUUAGGCUUCUUGGCCUUGUAAAGUAUUAUUACCCUUAUCUGAAAAAUGAGGAUUCCAAGGGUAAGAGAAGUCUGAUAAUUUGCACAGGCGCACACUUCUAGUAAAUAGCAUAAAAAUGACUUGAACUCUGCUCUUCCGAUCCCAAAAUCCAUUGUGUUUUCAAUACAAGGUAACAGAAGCCUCUCAAUCUCUGUCUUGGACAGUUGCUGGUGAGGGGUGUAAAACUUCACAUAGACAUAAUGGGGGACCAGUUGUGUCCACAGAAAGGGUGGGCUGAGUGUGACCAGGAAUGCGCCCAGCCCCCUAGAGAAGCAAAGCUAAUCAAAGUUGUGAUAGCCCCUGCUCCACUGGGGAGCAGUCCCCAAUGCAGUAUCCCCAUCCUAUCGGAAAGCAGUGGAGUAAACUGCCCCAGGGGAUGUUGAGAAUGGGUGGGUAGGUGGGUCAGAAAGAAAAAACGUCAGCAUCUGGGCGACGGGUGGCAGAGUAUCUAAGGAUCCCUCUUCAAUCACCUAUUGUGAAGAGCUGGAGCCACUUGCACUGUGCCUCGAAUCACUUCAGCCUCACCCAUGCGCUCCGACCGCUAGGGUUUUACCCCGACGCCCCGCCCUACUUCCCAGUUAGAACAUCAGAUCCCAACAGAACACCAGAUAUUCUUGAGUCAUGUGCUGUGGCUGUGAUGUAGGUUUUAGCCACUGGGUGCUGCUCAACCAUCGCUGAUCCACCCUCCUCGGGGUGCGCUCCCCUCUCCGGCCUUCAUUCAUCGCGCGGGGAUCUGUCUAGCGCCGUUUAGUGUCUCCACCGUCUCCUCACCCCGCUGCCAACCGUUCAACUUCAAUAAAGUGAAAAGUCCGACCACA